AUGGAGCAGGAGGUGGUCGCUCUCGGCCACGACGUCCAGGUUGUCGAUCCUGAUGUGCGCGGCUACGUGUACAGUCUGGUGACUGCUCUCGGAGGUUUCAACGGUGAAGAUGCCGACAAAUACAUGCUAGGUGACGAUGCGCUGGCAUGUUUACGCGAUAUCAAACGAUGGCUGAAAUUGUACGACGAAAAGAACAAUCGAAUGGACGUGGCGCGAUGUCUUGGAGAAUCGAACCUGGUGAAUGGCGACCUACUUCCCAUUCUCUCGGUCUGGUGGAACAGCGGGCAGAAGAGCAAGCACAUGACUCGUGUUGCUCUAGCAUGCUUGGAACUUCUCGUGCCUUUGACUUGGCCGGUGGAGUUUCAUAGCCAGAUGACUGUUAAUCACCACCGCCACACCCCAUAUAUUCAGCAAGUGCAAGUUCAAUACAAGCGUGGCGUCUUGAAAUAUGGCGGAUCGAAUCUUCUCCGUGCCGCCAUUCGAAUCGCCCUUCCGAGCAUGGCGAUGCCUAGAUCCGAGCGCGAGUCACGAGACGAAGGAAUCCUCAAAUUGAUGCUCUACUUCCUCCGAAACAUCGCCAUUAUAUCAACCAGCGCACGUCUCGCGGCUGAAGGCGAAGAGGAGGAGACCUCCAGAUCGGCCACGAUCAAUGCGUUCCAGGAACAAGAUGCCUUCGCUCUGAUCUUGACCAUGUGCUCCAACGUUGGUGAUGACUUCAGCAUGCAAGAUGUGGUAUUGCUUGAGAUUCUCUUCCAUCUUGUCAAGGGUGUGAAUGUGGAGAAAUUGUUCAUGGAGGAAGAUCAACGGAAGGCGAAGCGGACCGACGAGCUGGGCGAUCUUCUGCAAAAGGAAAACCUUGUGCGACGAGAAUAUGCUAAGAAUGCACCCACCCGACACGGAAGAUUCGGCACGAUGAUCUGGGUAAAGCGGGAUGAUGCCGGCAAGGUGUCGACUGUCUCUGGACAGGACACUUUAAGGAACGACCAGACCACUCUUCAAAAGAUGGACCAGAGCAAGAAGUGGAACAAGCCUCGUCCGCAACGACGAAAGGAGGACGUGGUCCAGAAUAACAACUUCAACAUGCCCACUCAUCUAUCCACCCCGGCGUCCAAGAACUUGAGGACAUUCGUGGAAGAGUUCCUAGACUCAGGCUUCAACCCUCUUUUCGCCCACCUUCGGAAGGCAAUUGAACGCGAAGCCGAGAGAGUUUUGGAAAUAAAUGCGCGUCAGUUCUUCUACACGAUCGGCUGGUUUCUAGAAGCGGAGCGCGCUCGGCGAACGCAGCGGGCAAAGAAACAUGCUGAGAAUGGGAAAUCGGCAAAGGAUAUUGAACUAGAUAGCUAUGGACUGGUUGCUGGAGUCUUGAAUCAGGAGACAUUCAUUUCUCUUAAUCGAUCCAUGCAGAACAGCUUCGAUAACAAGGAAUGGGAGGAUCUGACUGCUCAGAUGCGUUGCUUCACCCAAAUCUUGUUGACUGUCCAAGAAAUGACCGCAUCUCCGAUUGAAGAGGACCAAGAAAUUGCCGAAAAUAUUCAAAACCGCAUUUUCUACGAGGAAACAACACAUGAUCGGAUCAUUGCCAUCAUCCGUGGCUACAAAGAUCAAGGCUUCGGCUACUUAGAUGCUGCUACAGAACUCGUGCAUGUGUUCUUGCGCCUACUCGAGCGUUAUUCCAAAGAAAAUGCCGACAUGCAGGUACGAUCUCGCCGUAAGGCCAAGCAGAAGAAGAAGGCAGAACAAGACGCUGGACAAGGACGCAAUGACGACGAAGCACAAAAUUCCGAAGAUGAGGAUUUGGAGGAUGCUGCUCAAGUUACCAAAGAGCGUUCGUUCGACUUCAAACGGUUUGCUGCCAAGUUUUGCAACCAGAGUUGCGUGGACACCUUUGUCACCUUCACCAGCUAUUACAAAGAGUUGAAUACGGAGCAGCUAAAGAGAGCCCAUCGCUACUUCUACCGUAUCGCAUUCAAACAGGAGAUGACUGUUCUGCUUUUCCGCUUAGACAUUAUCAACCUCUUUCACCGAAUGAUCAAGGGACCAGGAGCGAUGGACUCUAGCAAAUCUGUUUUCAGGGAGUGGGAGGAAUUGGUCCGGCAAAUCCUUCGCCGAUUAACCAAGAAGAUCGAACAGCGCCCUGCUUUGAUCACCGAGUUGCUUUUCAGCAAGAUGAACUCAACCGUCUUCUACCUCGAGUAUGGACAUGAAAAACAAACAAUCUCAACUUCCAAGCGUCCGCCGGCCGAGCUUCAAUUUAUCACGAAAGAAGAAGCGACACCCGAGGCUAAAGUGGGGAUUGUGGUUGGUGCGCUCGUCCUCGACGGGCGGGCCGACCUUGCCAAAUGGGUUGUCGAUGUUUUAAACUCGGCAGCUUCUGAAAGAGAAGACUGGGAGAUCUCAGAGGCGGCUCGUCGCGCGGAGAAGGAGAAGGAGAACCCGGAUGAGGAGUUCUAUAGCGCUCCUAAUCCUAUGAUUCCUGUGAAACCCUGCGAUGAUUCUUGCAAGAGUGCCAUGUUCUCAAAUGCGAAGCUGCGACUACUCAUGGGCCUUGUCGGGUUCGAGCGAGUUGGCAUGGAGGAUGUGCCUGGUGCUACAUGGUUUGUUCCCGCACCUCUAUCCUCGAAAGAUCUACGAGAGACCAUGUCGAGUGUAAACCGGUCGUUACUGAACCCAGUGCCCGAGGGUGGCGAGGACGAUCCUCGACAACUGCUCCGAAAAAGAGAGACAAGUAGUGGCCGGCAAAGCCUUGCGCAAACCACACUCGAUGCCAACUUUGGCUCAGACUCCGAGGGCGAAGACAUUCCUGAUGGACCUCUCUUCCCUCCAAACCCUCGCUCCAAGGCCAAUGCUUUGGACGAGCUAAAGAAAAAGCGCAAGACGAAGAAGUCAAAGGGCGAUGCGGAGACAGAGCCUCUGGAUGACGAGACUCUGGAAGAGCGUCGCGAGGCACGUCUUUCCAACGCCCUGGCUCGUCAAGCGAAGAUCAAGAGUGACCUCUUCAUCCACGCCAGUGACGAAGAGAGUGAUGCCGAAGCAGACGUCGAGUUCUUCCGACUGGAGGAGGAGCGACGAAAGAAGCAAGCAGAGAACGUGAAGAAGGCCCUCCUCACUGGUACCAUGGAACAAGUCAAGAGCAAGAAAAAGGGCAAACGCAAGAGCGGAGCUGGCACCUCCACCGCAGAAUCUAAGCGACAGCGUCGUGGAUCUGGAUCUUCCAGCGAUGUAGCCAGUGACGCUGAUGGUGACAUCCUGAUGGCCGAACUAGACGCCCAGUCACUCGGUUCCCCACAAGAACCCUCAAUCAGCCGAGACGCGCAGGAGGACACGCCCAUCACCUCUGCAGCGGAUGACAUGGACUUUGACGAUGACCUUGUUUUCAGUCGAGAUCGACAGGCAAAGGCAGCUGAGGAAGCUGAUGCAGACGAGGAAGACACGCCUAUGGUCCCAUCUCGCCGGCGUAUGCGAGGCGGGUUUGUGAUUGAGAGUGACUCUGAGUAG
Molecule: messenger RNA, 3495 nt
Organism: Penicillium atrosanguineum
Lineage: Eukaryota; Fungi; Ascomycota; Eurotiomycetes; Eurotiales; Aspergillaceae
Gene: tof1
Product: putative DNA repair protein (Tof1)
Exons: 4
Coding region: 1-3495 (1164 amino acids)
Biological process (GO): DNA replication checkpoint signaling; replication fork arrest; DNA repair
Cellular component (GO): replication fork protection complex
Molecular function (GO): DNA binding
Source: RefSeq, a predicted model, not a curated record